CACGUUAUGACUAAUAUCCUCCCUUUUGUCUUGCAGAGGCUGCCAUAAAACAUGAGGCUAAAUGAAAAGCUGAUCAGGCCCUUCCAAGCUCCUGCCACUGUCCGAAAAUUCUCAAGUAGUCAGGUGUUCUUGUUCAGAAGCAAUGGACAAUCUGAUUCCGAGGACUCGUCAGAGGAGGAAUUUGAUGCCAUGGAAUUACGAGCAAGGGGGAAGGAGCCACAGCAAGGCAGUUCUUCCCAGAAAGGAGUUGGGGAUGUGCAGCUUCUGGAACGAGUCAUUAAAAAGGAUGACAACCUCAACAAGUUGGCUCUGCAGUAUGGGUGCAAAGUUGCAGAUAUCAAGCGGGUUAAUAACUUUAUCCAGGAACAAGACUUUUAUGCUCUGCAAUCCAUCAAGAUUCCAGUCAAGGUUAAUGGACUACUCACAGAAACCAGGGAUGAGUUGCUGCCCCUUCAGACUGCUGUUCUGCUACCUGAACUCUCUGCAUCCAUAGAUCCAGAUAACAGGAAUGGUGACAACGAACAAAUUGAUCAUUAUUUCAGAGGGAUUGACCAAAACAUUGAAAAUGUGACACGGAUGGAAAUCCCUCCAUGCACAGACCACGACACUGAAUCUUCAAAUUGGUCAUCUCUGGGGCAGAAAGCAACCUGUAAUGGAGCAGAUUAUGGGAUCCAGUGGUGGAAAGCAGUCUUUGUUAUGCUUCUGAUAGGGAUUGUUUUGCCUGUGUUUUAUAUUGUCUAUUUUAAGACCCAGCAGCAACUGGACAUGGUUCCCAAUACCACCAACACAACAGAUCCCAUUAAGAGCUCAGUGAAGAGUUCAUUGGUGGGAAGAUCAAACCAUGUUGGGCAAGAAGAAAGCACCCCCACUGCCCACACCACCAAACAAGCUUUCAUCCCAUCAGGGGGAUGACCCCAUCUGCCCCCCCAAAUGAGCUGGAAAUGACAACAGAUUGUUUUCCACAAGUAUUGCAUCAGCAGACCACAGCUCUGUUUGUAGUUACUCAUGAACUUUGAAUGAAGAGCAGGCACGGGGAAAAAUCAGGGCAAAAUGAGUCAUGGAGGGUAACUAGUCAAUUAUGAUCCUGCUCCCACUGGGUAGGGAGAGUUGGGCCAUUUUUAAUACCAAAUAAGAGUACAGAAUCCUAACCCACUGCAAUAUCCUAUAAAUGCCCAUGUUCUCCUCACUAGACCUCAGCUACCAAAAAUCAUCUACUUUCCUCAUUCAUGUUCCCUUUUUGCUGUUAAAACAGAUUUCUCUUAACACUGUGCUAUUAGGGUAACUUUUCAGUGAAAGCACUGUUUUGGUGAUUAUCUCUAUUACUCUUGCAGGAUGUUGUGAUCUAUGGCCCUUUUGAAGAAAUUGAUCCAACCAGAUAAUCCAGAAAAAGCCAGAACGUUGCAUGUGUAUGGUUUUUAAAUUUAACCAACUGAUUAAAAACCAUGUUUGAGAUCUGCAAA
Candoia aspera is the source of this 1460-nucleotide messenger RNA. RefSeq names its product LysM domain containing 4 (gene LYSMD4). NCBI's taxonomy places the organism in Eukaryota, Metazoa, Chordata, Lepidosauria, Squamata, Candoiidae. The coding region runs from base 52 to 912 and encodes 286 amino acids. The transcript has 2 exons. The record is from RefSeq and is a predicted model, not a curated record.